This is a messenger RNA of Malus domestica (apple), 1117 nucleotides long. RefSeq lists its product as uncharacterized. Lineage: Eukaryota; Viridiplantae; Streptophyta; Magnoliopsida; Rosales; Rosaceae. The record is from RefSeq and is a predicted model, not a curated record.
AGAAAUUUGAAUCAAUUUGUGUCCCUUCCACCACUGAAAAUUGGUUUUAAUUUUGUGAUUGUGGAUUUUUCUCUGUAAUUUUUGUUCUUUUGUGCAAAAUUUUGAUGUGGGCAAGGCAUUCAUGUAUUAUAUUUAUUUUUGUCAUUUAGGGUUUAGGGUUUAGGAUGAAAAUCUAGCUGUGUGGAUUUUCUUCUUUAUUUACUAGGUGCCGGUAACUGAUCAAUUUCGCGAAAGUACAGCGAUUUAGAGAGGAAAAAAAAAAUCGACUUGUGGAUCAUUACAAUACUGAGGAGUUGAAUAUACUGGUUUUCGGUAAGAUGGAUUAAUUGCAUUAUUGUGCUUCAACUGGGUUGUUUUUCUUGAAAUUACUUCAUCUGGUCAUGUCCUUAGCGAUGUUGUUGUGCUAAGAGUUGGCCAAAGAAAUGUCUACUUUACAUGAAUAUCUAGGCCUACCAAUGGAACCUGAGAGAGAGGCAUGUAAUGUCAGCGAGUUGCAUUGUGUUUUUCAAGUGCAGAGGAACCUGUAGCCUUGAAGCUGAAGCAGUUUUCCUUGCACUCUGCAUUGGAUUCUAAAACCAACUGCUGCUGAAGAAGAAGUUGACCCCUGCAUUUGUGAUGGUGGAAGUGUGGUGGUCCCUCUUAGCUGCUAUCCCUGCAGUGGUUGCAGGACAAGCAUUUCGAGUGAAGAAAAGGCAUGCCGAAGAGCAGAGAUUAAAGAGCGCUAGAGGAAGGGAGAAGAGUUCUGAUGAGAUUUUUGUCUGCGAAAGGGUAUGCACGUCGAAGAGAAUGCUGAAAAAGGUUGGUGCAUUCUCAAAGGACCCAAUUCCUGAUACUUGUGUUACUGUCUGCGGUGUAUCUGAGCUUGAUGCGUGUGCUGAUGCUUGCGCACGCACUGUCUGUGUAAACCAACAUCAAGUACCCAACUGGAAUGACAUCUGCCUUCGGAGAUGCCAGAGUGAGUGCUUGAAACUCUCUUCUUCAAGUUCUCUUUAAAUGCGAAAACAUGUAUUACAAAACGAGUUGUUAGCGUUAGUUAGUCCGAUUUUGUGACUUAAAUAUCGAUUUUAGGGUCGCAAGGAUGAACUAGAUUAUCGUAUUCUCCUUUGAUGUUAAAAAA